GCUAUGUUUGAUGCUUUGUCUGAUCUCCCUGAGUGGUACGGUAUAAAAGAAAUGCAAGCAAAUUGGAUAGGUGACUGCAUUGGAUGCUCUCUUGACUUCUUGCUAAAGGUUAAUGGUAAAGUAACAGGAGAGAAGCUAGCAGCUUACACCUAUACGCCUGAAGCCAUUUAUGGAGCUUCCCAUUUAUCCAUCUUACCGACUCACAGACUGCUGCAUGGGAAUAGCAGUCUUAAGGAAGUCUUUCAGAGGGAGUUCAUUCCAGGGAAAGACUCACUUACUUCAGUGACAGCUGUGAAUUUGCUUACUGAUCAGGAGAUUCCUGUAAUCAUCUCAGCAAAAACCAAUUUUGAGAAUUUUCUUGAUACUAAAAUAGGAAUUCCUAGUACUAGUGCUGAAGAUGCUGCAGUAGCUAAGAAUCUGGGCAUUUCUUUCACCGAAGUCAUUGAGACAUUGCCAAAUGGUUUGGAGAAAGUCAUUAAUUCUGCAGAGAUCACAGGCAUGACUCGGCAGGAGGCUUUAAAAGCUAUUACCCAGCAGGCCAGAAAUAAAAGACUAGGUGGAGACCUAACGAGUGACAAAUUGAGAGACUGGUUAAUAUCUCGGCAGCGGUACUGGGGAACACCUAUUCCCAUCAUUCACUGCCAGACGUGCGGCACUGUCCCCGUGCCUUACGAAGACUUACCCGUGGUGUUGCCCAGUGUGACCACCUUCACAGGAAAGGGAGCCUCGCCUUUAGAAACGGCUCCGGAAUGGGUGAACUGUUUCUGUCCGAGGUGUAAAGCAGCAGCACGGCGAGAAGUUGAUACCAUGGACACGUUUGUUGAUUCCGCUUGGUACUACCUGAGGUACACGGACCCUCACAACAGGGAGAGACCCUUUAAUAGUGACUUAGCAGACUACUGGAUGCCUGUGGAUUUGUACAUCGGAGGAAAGGAGCAUGCAGUUAUGCACUUAUUCUAUGCGAGGUUUUUCAGCCAUUUCUGCCAUGAUCUAAAGAUGACAAAACACAAGGAGCCUUUCCGUAAGCUCUUGGUUCAAGGUCUUAUCAAGAAUCAGACAUUCAGACUAACAACAACAGGCCAGUGUUUGAAGAGAGAGGAAGUUGAUCUCACUGGAACUGAACCGGUUCGCCUAAAAACUGGUGAGAAGCUCCAAGUUGCUUGGGAGAAAAUGAGCAAGUCUAAGCACAAUGGAAUCGACCCUGAAGAAUUAGUGAAAGAGUAUGGUAUUGACACCCUACGUCUUUACAUUCUGUUUGCUGCUCCUCCAGAACAAGAUAUUUUGUGGGAUGCUAAAACUGAUGCUAUGCCAGGUGUUCAGAGAUGGCAGACGCGCCUCUGGACACUUGUAACCAAACUUAUUGAAGCAAGGACUUCAGGAACCAUGCCCAAUCCUGAGCUUCUGAAUAAGAAAGAGAAGACUGAAGCCAGAAAGAUCUGGGAGCAGAAGAAUCUGGUGAUUUCUGAGGUAACAGAGUAUUUCACAAAGGAUCAUUUGUUCAAUGCAGCCAUUUCCCGAUUGAUGAGCCUCACUAAUAUACUCCACCAAGCUUCUUGGCCUCUUAUUCUCCACAGCGCAGAAUUUGAAGAUGCUUUGGCUUCACUCUGCGUUAUGGUUGCACCUAUGGCUCCGCACAUUGCAUCAGAGAUGUGGAAAGGUUUGGCACAUAUGCAGAAUAAACUUUGUACUCAUCAUCACUGGGAUGUUGAUGUGCUGCAUCAGUCCUGGCCCAAAGUAGACCCCGAGUACCUGGAGCCAUCAGAUGUUGUGGAGAUGUCUGUUCUGAUCAAUAACAAAGCUUGCGGCAAAGUUUUUGUGCCUCAGCAAGCAGCCCGCAAUUUUGAAGAAGUCCACGAGCUAGUUCUUCAAAGUGAACUUGGAGUCAAGCACCUCCAGGGACGAACCAUUAAAAAGGCCUUUCUGUCUCCCAGAACUGCCCUCAUCAACUUCUUAGUGCAAGAAUAGCAAAGGCUCUGCUGGGCUGUAAAAGGGAACUGGAAUGUUUCGAGAUGAAACCAAUUCGAAAAUACCAGUUACAGUUAUUUAAAUCUCAUGUAAUGGUGGGGAAGAAAUGUUAUUAAAAUCAGGUUGCUGCUAAAUCUUCAUUUUGACGUGGAGAAAUGUGCAGAAUUAAAGUUUCUUACUGAGUCACGGUAA
Messenger RNA from Cariama cristata (Red-legged seriema), 2157 nucleotides. It is a transcript of the gene LARS2, whose product is annotated as leucyl-tRNA synthetase 2, mitochondrial. The annotation marks the transcript as partial. The record is from RefSeq and is a predicted model, not a curated record. Gene Ontology annotation, molecular function: ATP binding; aminoacyl-tRNA deacylase activity; leucine-tRNA ligase activity. The transcript has 14 exons. Gene Ontology annotation, biological process: mitochondrial translation; leucyl-tRNA aminoacylation. Gene Ontology annotation, cellular component: mitochondrion. NCBI's taxonomy places the organism in Eukaryota, Metazoa, Chordata, Aves, Cariamiformes, Cariamidae.